Messenger RNA from Medicago truncatula (barrel medic), 1409 nucleotides. RefSeq names its product tRNase Z TRZ2, chloroplastic. Bases 108 to 1181 code for a protein of 357 amino acids. The record is from RefSeq and is a predicted model, not a curated record. The transcript has 8 exons. Lineage: Eukaryota; Viridiplantae; Streptophyta; Magnoliopsida; Fabales; Fabaceae.
UCCCCUACAACACAACACAACCAUCAAUCAUUCAUCACUGUCUUGUCUCAAAGACAGUUCGCAAAACCCACUCUUAAACCCUUUCCUUCCUUCAACCUCUCCAAUCCAUGGCAAUUCUCCCCCUUCGCCAUUUCACCACACAAAUGCAAAUUCCUCUCACAAACCCCACCUUCAAACCCCCACAAAUUUUCCCAUUUCACCACACAAUUCCCUCUCCAAAACAACAACUUUCCUUCCCAACCAAUUCCCUUAAAGGGUCAGGUUAUUUAUCCGAAAUAAGCAAAGCAAUCGAUUACGAAGAACAGUACCGAGUUGCGAAAUCACAGGUUCAACGUAAAGGUUUGGACUUGGAAGGAUAUUCAAUUGAAGGAGUUUCAAUUGGUGGACAUGAGACUUGUAUUAUUAUUCCUGAGUUUAAAUGUGCUUUUGAUAUUGGAAGAUGUCCCACUAGAGCUAUUCAUCAGAAUUUUGUUUUUAUCACUCAUGCUCAUCUUGAUCACAUUGGAGGGCUGCCAAUGUAUAUAGGAAGUCGUGGUUUAUAUAAUUUGAAGCCUCCCACAGUAUUUGUACCUCCAUGCAUCAAAGACGAUGUUCAGAAAUUGCUUGACGUUCACAAGACAUUGGGCCAAGUUGAACUGAAUUGUGAAUUGGUUGCUUUGGAUGUCGGGGAGACAUAUGAAAUACGGAAUGACCUUGUUGUUCGACCAUUCAGAACACAACAUGUUAUACCAAGCCAGGGUUAUAUAGUCUACUCAAUCAGGAAAAAGCUGAGGAAACAAUACAGUCACCUGAACGGGAAACAAAUUGAGAAACUAAAAAAGUCAGGUGUUGAGAUUACAGACACUAUAUUAUCUCCUGAGGUAGCCUUCACUGGGGAUACAACAUCAGAUUUUAUGCUUGACCCACUUAAUGCCGAUGCAUUGAGAGCAAAAGUUCUUAUAACCGAGGCAACUUUCCUAGAUGAUUCAACCACAGUAGAGCAUGCACGCCAACAUGGUCAUACCCAUAUAUCUGAGCUCAUUGAAAAUGCUCAGUGGAUUCGCAACAAAACAGUUCUGUUGACUCAUUUUUCAUCGAGAUACAAUAUAGAGGAUAUUCGUCAAGCUGCAUCAGAAUUGCAGUCCAAGACUUCAGCAAAAGUGGUUCCACUUACAGAAGGCUUCAAAUCACAGUACACAUAGGUUUUCAAAGUCGACAGAAGUUGCGCCAUUAUCCGUGUAUCAAUGAGCACCUAGAGAAAGAAUGUAACCAGUUUAUGAAAAAGAAUGUUACUGAUAUUAUUGUUUCUUGUAAACCAGUGAAUUGUAACUGUAAUGUAAUUACAAUUAGUUCAGCGCUAGAGAUGUUAUCUAAAUUUAGAUGAAUUUGGUCCAAAACAAUGAUUUAGACCUAAAUAGGUUUUUUUUUUU